Messenger RNA from Pantherophis guttatus, 2576 nucleotides. It is a transcript of the gene MAPDA, whose product is annotated as N6-Methyl-AMP deaminase. The record is from RefSeq and is a predicted model, not a curated record. Gene Ontology annotation, molecular function: adenosine deaminase activity. Lineage: Eukaryota; Metazoa; Chordata; Lepidosauria; Squamata; Colubridae. Gene Ontology annotation, biological process: adenosine catabolic process; inosine biosynthetic process.
UGGCUGGGGAGGAUGGGAAGCGGACCCUCCCCGGGGCGGCUGCUGCAGAAGCGGCACCCGAGCUCCGCCCGCGAGAGGCGGGCAGCGUCUCCGUCCCGCCCCGGGGAAAGCAGCUGCGAGCGAUGGCGGAGGCGGCUGCAACCGGGCGGGCGCCCCGCUUCUUCCAGCGGCUGCCCAAAGUGGAGCUCCACGCCCACUUAAACGGCUCCAUCAGCUCUGCCACCAUGAAGAAGCUGAUGGCGCAGAAGCCACACCUUCGGAUCGGAGAGGAAAUGGUGGCAAUUGACAAGGGGGCGAAAAGGACCCUGGAAGAAUGUUUCCAGAUGUUCCAGUUCAUACACCAGAUGACCAGCAGACCUGAAGAUAUAUUAAUGGUAACCAAAGAUGUUAUUCGGGAAUUUGCUGCAGAUGGAGUCAAAUAUCUCGAAUUAAGGAGCACGCCCAGGGAGGAGAAAAGUUCAGGCAUGACCAAACGAACAUACGUGGAAGCUGUCCUUGAGGGCAUCAAGCAGUGUCAGGAAGAGGGAUUGGAUAUAGAUGUAAGGUUUCUCGUAUCGGUGGACAGAAGCAAGGGGGCAGUUGCUGCCAAGGAAAUCGUGAAGUUGGCGGGAGAUUUUUUGCUCUCCAGUGAUGGUGUGGUCCUUGGUCUGGACCUCAGUGGAAAUCCGAAAGUGGGACACGGCCAGGAUUUCUUGGAGCCUCUUCUGGAAGCCAAGAAAGCUGGUUUGAAGCUGACGUUGCAUCUUUCAGAGAUCCCAAAUCAGGAGGACGAAACCCGGCUGCUUCUGGGUCUUUGCCCGGACCGAAUCGGACACGGGACGUUUCUUCAAACAUCAGAAUUGGCCACACAGGAUCUGGUGGACCUCGUGAGGCGAAACAGGAUACCUUUAGAACUCUGCCUGACGUCCAACCUGAAAGCCGAGACGGUGCCCUCCAAGGCUCAACACCAUUUUGGAUUCUGGUACCGCCUGGGUCAUCCCGUGGUCCUCUGUACGGACGAUAAAGGCGUUUUUGCCACCGAGUUGUCCAGGGAGUACCAGCUGGUGGCCGAGACCUUCCAGUUAUCCGACGAGCAAAUCUGGGCGCUCUCCUCCGAGGCCAUUGACCACGUCUUUGCCUGCGGCCACACGAAGUCGAAGCUGAAGGAGCGAUGGCAGACGCUGAAGUCGGUCCUGCUGGAGGAACUUCGUUGAGAGCACCAGGACGCCCGUUGUAGGAUUCGAGGAGGGUUUUGAUUGGCUUUGUCAGUUGGAUCUACACGGAGGGUCCUCAACUUACAACUGUCCCUUCAGGAACUGUUCAAAGUUACAACGGCACCGGAAAUGGACAGGCGGUCCUCGAGUUACGGCCACAAUUGUGCCCAAAGUUUAGGUUGCUAAGUGAGACAUUGGUGGACUUUUGUUCCCUUUUACGACUUCGCUGUUCAGCGAAUCAUUGCCAUUGUUAAGUUAGCCCCACAUCUGUUAAGUGAUUAGGGCAGUGAUGGCUAAGCUUUUUCUCGUUGUGUGCCGGCACCCAUAAUGCAAUGCGGCAUCCGUCCGUCCCCACGCAUGUGCGCCCAACUCCCCCCACCCCACGUUUUUGGCCUAGCAAGCCUCCCUGCAGCCUCCUGGGCUCAGAAACGGGCUGGGGGAGGCGGGCCACACAUCCCCAAGCCCCGUUUUGGGCAUAGCAGGCCUCCCUUGCAGUUUGCCAAGAGCCUGAAUUUUGAUCAUGUGACUGUGGGGAGGCUGCGUCGGUCGUUAAGUGUGAAAAAAGGACAUGUUGCUUUUUUCAGUCCUGUUGAAACUUGGAACGGUCCCUAAAUGAACUGUUGUUAAGUCGAGGACUAUUCGUACUUAAGACUGUUCCUCGUUCUUACGACCGUCGUAGCAUUCCCCACGGUCAUGUGAUCAAAAUUUGGGUGCUUGGCUCAAAUAUCAGCUCGGUUUUGUCUCUGAUUCUCCGGGGCAAAGAGGAGCUGUUGGAGGCUUGGUAGCUCUCUUAAACCUUAAGACAAGGGUGUGUGUGUGUGUGUGUGUGUGUGUGUAUCUUUUUGCGGUACUAAGAAAGACUACAAUAUCCAUAAAAUGAGAAUUUAACCCCCCCCUCCUCCUGCCCCAAGAAGCUUGAUCCCACUUCCGUGCUUCAUAUCCGAGCAGCCUCUGGAUUCCGAAGGGAAGAUGGAGAGACGGAUCCUUAACGGUCCCCAAUUCUAAAAAUUCUGCUGGGCCUGGAGUUUCAUCGUUUUUUCUGUCUUUUUAUCACUUCUGCUAGCUCCCAUAUUGUUACUUUUCCAUUUAAUACAAUUUUUAAAAAGUUUUCUGGGACGUUUUAUGAUACAGAAAAUAAAUCUAUGGGGAAAAAAAUAACACAAUAUAUGGAAUUAAACGGUCCCCAAUUCUGAAUGUCUCCUCCCCCUCCCUUUAAAAGUUGGGGUUUUCCUCCAACACCUUCCAGGUUUUGCCUCCCCACCCCCUCAAUCCCCCUGCCGCCCCCCUCCGAAGUUUUCAAAGAGAAAAGCUGGCCUCCAUUUAGCCCGGCCUGCUGGGGUCACCUGGGAACUGGCAAAUUUAAUAAAAGUCUCCAAAGGUUUA